AUGUCAUACAAGCUAAAUUUUGUGCGUUCUAUUGUUAGAAAUAAUCAACAAAGACAACAGGCCUUGAAUAUGAUUCGAAGGAAUUACGCUCCUUCACCGAUCCCACAGAAACCAACAGUUCCGUAUCCUGUAGAUACCACUGUUGGUCCAAUGCUUCGCUAUCAAAAAUCACUUCCGAAACUUCCUGUUCCCCAACUCUCCGAAACUUUGGAAAAAUAUCUCAAGAGUGUUCGAGCCAUUACUAACGAUGAUGAAUAUACAAAAACUCGAGCUAUUGUUGCAGAAUUUCAGAAACCUGGUGGUGUUGGUGAAGAAUUACACAAACGACUCUUGGAAAAAGCAAAUAAUCCCAAUGUGAUUAAUUGGCUUGAGGAUUGGUGGAACGAGGCUGCAUAUUUCGGUUAUAGAGAUCCGGUCGUUGUCUAUGUGAGCUAUUUUUAUGCCUAUAAAGACGACAAACUUCGUAGACACCCUACCGCUCGAGCCGCUGCCAUUGUAACUGCUGCUUUGGAGUUUCGAAGACUUAUCGUCGAGCAACAAUUGGAACCAGAAUAUGCAAAAAAUCUUCCUCUUUGCAUGGAUUCAUAUAAAUGGAUGUUCAAUGCCUGUCGCUAUCCGAAGAAACCAUCUGAUUUUGAAUUAACCUUUGAUCCCGCAACCAAUAAUCAUAUGACUGUCAUCCGAAAAAAUAAGGUCUUCAUUGUAGAUUUGGUUAAAGAUGGUAUACAACUGUCAACCGCUGAAAUAGAAAGCCAAUUAAGGAAGAUUCAUGAAUUGGCUGGUAACACGAAGGAUCCUGCAAUCGGAGCUCUUACCACUGAAAACCGUGAUAAUUGGGCAGAUUAUCGAGAAUUACUUUUAGCUGCAGGUUCAAAUGAACAAUUAUUGAAAAAGAUAGAAAGUUCGGUCUUCGCUCUUUGUUUAGAUGAUACAUCCCCGGUUACACGUGACGAGAUUAGUCAUGCUUGCUGGGUCGGGGAUGGUCGUAACCGCUAUUUUGACAAGUCUUUACAAUUUAUAGUUUUUGAGAAUGGAAAAGCUGGAUUUUGCGGUGAGCAUUCUUCUAUGGAUGGGACUCCAACAUGCCGACUAAACGAUUUUGUUUGUGAUGUAAUUGCCAAGAACAAAAUUAAUCACGGUUCUACUAAUGUUCGAUCAAACCUACCGGAACCUGAGCAACUUCAUUUUACUUUGAACAAUGAUAUUUUUGAUGCUAUCGCAAAGGCUGAAAGUAACUUUGAUUCCCUUGUUUCAAAGCAUGAUUUACGUGUAUUGGCUUACCAGGGAUAUGGUAAAAAUGGUAUUAAAAAAUUGGGAUUCUCACCGGACGCAUAUGUACAAAUGAUAAUUCAAUUGGCAUACUACAAAAUGCACGGAGUUUGUAGGUCAACAUAUGAAAGCGCUCAGACCAGAAAGUUUGCUCAUGGUAGAACUGAAGUUUGUAGAACUACAUCCGUUGAUUCUGUUAAUUGGGUAAAAGCUAUGGAGGAUCCAAAAAUUCCACUAGAAGUCAAGGCAGAUUUGGGUCGUAAGGCGGUACAAUCACACGUAAAAUACAUGUCCGAAGCUGUUGAAGGACGUGGUUGUGACCGCCAUUUAUUUGGUCUUCGUAUGUCUCUAAGACCAGGAGAGGAAAAACCAGCAAUGUUUACUGAUCCUACAUAUACUAAGUCAACGCAUUGGAGCCUAUCAACUUCACAACUUUCAUCAGGAUAUUUCGAUGGAUAUGGAUGGGGAGAAGUAGUUCCUGAUGGAUAUGGCAUUGCAUAUCAAGUUAAUCCCAAUGUAUUAAGCUUUAAUGUUGUUUCAAUGCAUUUGAACAAUCAACAAAUGUGUCAUUAUCUUAGAGAGGCAGCAGAUGAGAUGAAAGAAGUGUUCGAACAUGCACAGGCAAAGGAAGGCCGUGUUUCAGCAAAAUUAUAA
Molecule: messenger RNA, 1923 nt
Organism: Dentiscutata erythropus
Lineage: Eukaryota; Fungi; Glomeromycota; Glomeromycetes; Diversisporales; Gigasporaceae
Source: the annotation of a GenBank genome assembly